Pleuronectes platessa (European plaice) is the source of this 3023-nucleotide messenger RNA. It is a transcript of the gene mrps24, whose product is annotated as mitochondrial ribosomal protein S24. The record is from RefSeq and is a predicted model, not a curated record. Bases 194 to 709 code for a protein of 171 amino acids. NCBI's taxonomy places the organism in Eukaryota, Metazoa, Chordata, Actinopteri, Pleuronectiformes, Pleuronectidae. Gene Ontology annotation, cellular component: mitochondrion. Gene Ontology annotation, biological process: translation. The transcript has 4 exons.
AAACAGUUCCAGUUUACAGGAGGAGUUUUCGUGAAAAAUAACAGUUUAGCUAUUUGGACAAAGUUUAACAAAUUAUAUUUUAACCAAGUUAUUAAUUUCCACUGAAAAGAUAACAGCGUAAUUAUAGAAUAAACAAGUUAGCUAUCAGGAUUAGCUCUUUUGAGCAUAUCCGGCUAACAAACAUUCAGCAAACAUGGCGGUGUCCUUGAGCGGCGCAGGCAGCGUGAGGCUCCUGGGUGCUUUAACCAGGGCCGGAUCAUUAUUCAGCUCCUCUGGAAGCAGAAGCCUCCAUGUUACUUCAGUGUGCUGCAAGAAUCGAGCUGCCCGUAUCCGAGUGGGGAAAGGAGACAAACCUUUGACCUAUGAGCAAGCACUUCACCCUCAUCACAUUGGUCAUCGCAAGGGAUGGUUGUCGCAGCAUACCAGUAACCUCAAGGGAGAAGAGGGAGCAGCUGAACGCUCUGUAGAGGAUGUGUUCGUAAGGAGGUUCAUAUUCGGGACCUUCCAUGGCUGCCUGGCGAAUGAGAUUGUGAUCAAAAGACGCGGCAACUUGCUCAUCGUGUGCGCUUUAAUGCUACAGAAGCUCCCGCCGCAGAAGUUCUACUUCUUAAUUGGCUACACAGAGUCACUACUGUCGCACUUUUACAAAUGUCCCGUCAAACUAGAGAUUCAGACCCUGCAGGAGAAAGCUGUGUACAAGUACCUCUGAUGAAUCUGCUUUAAAACAAUAUAUAAAUGUAUGAUUUUGUUCCCUUCUCCAUUCCUGCUGAAUGAGUGUAUCCACCCGUUUCCUGUUUUCCCCAUGUGACUUUUUUUUUUUUUUCAAUUAAAGCUUCCAAAUGAAAGAAAAGUGUUUGAGUAUCGUGACACAUUAUGCUUGAAAAUAUAACAAUCUAAAGCCAAUAAUUAAUUUCCAAAUGAUAUAUCACUGGUUUGCUGUGUUGCCAAAUUGUUAUGUUUUGACCCUUGGAGUCACCGUGCAUGGUCAGUGAAGGGCAGUACAGAUACAAAUAAUGAAUACAAUGUAAUGGUCCAUAGUUUGUUGCUGCAUGGAAAAACUAGGAUUGGUGAUUAUUUGUAACAAUUCAUUCUCUUUAAGGGAAAUUUCCUAACCAAAACGUUUCACUUCUUAAACAUGCAAUGCUCAGUCAACUCCCUCAAUAUAGCACAUUGCAUUUUUUAUAUCUUUGUACAUUAAUAUGUGAUUAUAUUUUAUUUAGUUCUAGUGUAGUGCUACAAGUUCUUAUCAUCCAACUUCAACUAGGGGCCCAUAGUGUUAGCUGCUGCAUAAAAAGUUAAUCACAAUUUAGUAAAAUACCAUAAUAGAAUUUAUAAUUAAAUAAAAAUACACUUUAAAAACUUUACUUACAUUUGACAGCAUUAUUACAUUUAUAUAAAUUAAAACAUGCGUCAACAUGUGCAGCUUUAUAUAUUGUACUGUAUAUAUUUUGUAUUUGCUGUGUGAUUCGUAGGAAAUAUACAAACGACAGUGCAUUUAAAGUUUCUUUUAUUUUAGUAAUGUUUCAUCACAGUGCAAGUUCAUUCACAUUUAAGGCACAUGUUCCUGGUGAGUGCAAAUAAAAAGGCACACAAGUCCAUGUGAAAUUUCCCUUGAUGGACUCCUCACAAAACAAACAUCACUUUUUCCACAAGACUCAAGAAAUAUCACUAAAAUCCACUGUAAAAUAUUGUCACAACUAUCAGGGUUAAAAUAAACUGCAUUUCUAAAUCUGAGGCACAAAAUUGGAUUUUAUCUAUCAUGAAAUAAUAAGCAUGAUUUCAGAGAGUUGUGAAAAGCAAAGAAACAGUGAAGUGUUUACCAUAAGGGAGAAGUCUAACGUUUUGCAUUACAAAAACUUGUGUGUGCUGCAGUUAUGUCGAAAGAUUCAGCCACCAAUUAGCGUAGCUUAGCAUAAAGACUGGAAACAGAGGGAAAUGGCUAGCCUGGCUCUGUCCAAUCACCAGCAACUGUAAAGCUCACAAAUGUAUUCAUAAUAUGUCGCUAUAAAAAUGUUUUAUAUGACAAGUUGCUGUCUUAUGUUGGCUUUUGUCCCAGCUCAAGUGAGUGAGUAUUACUGGUGCUGGUAAGUGGACUUCGUUAACUUUGGACUGUGCCACGGCGGCUGGUUCCCUCUGUUUCCACAACCUUUUCUGAUAAGCUGAGCCAACCAGCUGAUGCAGGAGGCUUUAAAUGAAAUAACAUUUUGGACGAUUCCUUUAAAGAGAUGAUUGGUUGAGAGAGCUACAAGGUACCGGCUGUUUAAAUCAAUAAAUCUCCAAAACGACAAAUACUGGCAACAUUUUGUGUAUCUUCGAUUGGUAAAACAUUAACAUGGGACUGUGAACUCCAAACACUUUAAAGAGACAGUGCAUUGAUAGUGCAGUAAACAGGUACACAUGAGCCAGCAUGGACUGAUUGGUAGUAGAGUCAUUUCAGUAGAAUGAAUGGGACGAGGAGUUAACCCUGUCCAGGAAGAAAAUAGUACCACGCGUGAAGGCAUUGAUACGAUCACAGCUCAGCAGGCUAUUCGACUCGUCAUUGGAAAAAAAGAUUAAGGCAAUACACUUGCUCCCUUUGUGGUUGAGGGUUUGAAAAGAAAAAAUACACCAAGUGUCAAAACAACAAAUCAAAUUUUUGGCUGGCAAUGUCUCAUCACACAAACCCUCAUAAAAAAGCUGUGUCAUUUUGACAGAAAUGAAACAAAAAAGAUGUUGGGUGUUUAUCAAUGAACUGUAGAAGAGGAGAUUUUGGACGGAGCUGUUUCCCUAUAUUGCCAGACUUUAUGCAAAGAUACGCUCACCAGUUGUGGUUAUCCAUCUUCUCAUCUAACUCUCAGCAAAAAGGCAAAUAAGUGCAUAACCUUUUCUUGAAGUGUUCCCUGAAGCCGUGGCUGUGCAACAGUGAGGCAGCAUGAACAAGGCCUGUGCAGUUUUUAUCCUACCACCUCCCACCAGUACCCUCUUCCACCAACAAGGAACGGCUUCUGUUCCCAUUCGUACACCUGAUUUGGAACUGGAGCAUU